Oryctolagus cuniculus (rabbit) is the source of this 10338-nucleotide messenger RNA. The record is from RefSeq and is a predicted model, not a curated record. Lineage: Eukaryota; Metazoa; Chordata; Mammalia; Lagomorpha; Leporidae.
UGUUCCUUUAAAAAAUGGAAUAUACUUUAUUUAAGAUAGCUGGUGAGGUUUCCUCUCUUUAGGGCAUGAGCAAGCAUAACAUUUAUGUAGUCCAUUUGUAAACUAACAUCUAAUCAACAUUAGAUUAUUUUCUAGAUAUUUUAAAAUUAGAAUGCACUUGGUAGAAAAGGGGCAAAUACUAAGUUUAGAGGCUCUCAAGAGAGAGAACUGCAAAACAUUACUAACUUUGACAGUUAAGUCAUUCCUGAUGAAGUAUGUUAAGUAAUGCCCAGGACCAAGCUAGAUCAUGUUGAGUGAACAAAAAGGAGUAAAAAUGAAGAACUGGAGGCAAUUUUAGGAAGGACAAUCAAGGAAGACUGGUGGUGUGUGUGUAUGUAUGUAUGUGUAUGGAUGGAUGGAUGGAUGAAGACGUGACAGCACUUUUAUAGGCAAAAGGAAAAGAAUCAGUGGAAAGAAUACCCAGAACAAUAGCUGAACAACUUGGAGAAGUCAGAAGAGUGACUAAAGAAAAGGACUUCUCCACUAGGUUAAAAUUCAAUAAUACUGUUAAAUUCAACUCUGUUAAACUCAAGUACCCCGCUAUCUUAAAUACUGAGUAACUGGGAAUGAAUGAACUUUGGGAAAGAGGGACUGCCAUUGAGGCUACACGGAAGAGAUUUUGAAAUACAGGACGACUGUACAGGAAAAAUUUCUAGGGUAAAUUCUGAGUGAAAGCUGUGAAACUGAAUUAUCUCUGCCCUCUGUAAAGUUGUAAAAGGCUGGUGCCAAUGCAGGUGGCGCUGAGGGUGGUUGCGUACGGAGAAUGAGAGGAGGGAGGAAGCUAACUGGGGAAACAUGAUGACUCAUCUCACUUUCCCGACCAGGACCACGAAACUAGGAUCCCGAGGAAUGAUUCAAAGCCAACAUGGCCCUUUUCAGCGUCUACCGCUCGGUCGUAGGGAAGGUCUGCAUCUGCUCACCUACGGUACAAACAAGUCAGGUGGUUGUUGCACGAGAGCAUUUCCCGUGUAUCCGGCGACUUACGGUGCUUUGAGAGUCUCAAGCUUAAGAAGGCAAGCGUUAUUUUCACGUUUUGCGAAGCGGCUUAAAAAGGGACCUUGAGCUCAGCUGCCGAGCAAUGCAAAGCUCUUCCUCUCGGUCCGUGAGGCCGCGGUUUUCUCGCUUCAAAUCCAGAGACGCAACGUCCAAACCAAUCACCGGGCUCCUGCCCUCUUGGUGCCUUCGCGCUGUCCAAUCCAAAGCUGGCUUCGAGUUCCCGCCCCUCGCCUCGUGCCGCGAACCGACGUAAACCCGAGGAACGCGCGAUGUUGUUUAGUGAAAUAUGAGGCCACUUUUGAUGCAGUCGUUUGGAGAACAGCUGUUUAUAUAACAAUAAUUCCAUUGGUGGUUACCAUUUUGAGGUCAUUCAACUAGUGUUUGUACUGCUCCAAGAUCAACUUUUUCUCCAAAUAUCACUUCUGUGGGCAACGUUUAAGUGAGAUGGAAGAUUUUCGAGGCAUAGCAGAAGAGUCAUUUCCAAGUUUUUUAACCAACUCAUUGCUUGGUAAUAGUGGAAUUUUGGAAAAUGUCACACUUUCUUCAAAUCUUGGCUUGCCCGUUGCUGUUUCCACACUUGCUAGAAAUAGACCCAGCACUGAUAACAGGUAUCCUGAUGUCCAGGCAUCUUAUUUAAUCGAAAGGGGGUAUUCAGUUCCAACUGAAUCAUCUCCCAGUUGCCAGAGUGAUAUUGAACUGAGAGAGAGGUUACAUCUUAGCUUCCCAGAUGAAGAUUCUAUCUCUAGGAAAAAGAACUAUAUGAAAAGUGAGCAUUUGUCAAGUGGUCUUAUGAAGCAGUCAGCUUUUGAAAGUGAUACAACAAGAGCAGCAGAGAACCAACCUAAAACUACAAAAUACUUUCAGAGCCAAGAUCCUUUUGAUUCAGUUUCAUCACUUGAACAAGUGCAAGCAGAUUCAUCUGUUGACUUUUGUUUACAACCUUGGAUGAGUAACAAGGAAAACAAGGUUGGUGUGCCUGGAGAUGGAAAACAUUUUGAAAACAAAAUUCGCAACACUGAUUUAAGCCAUACUAGCUUCUUAGAAAAUGAGAGACUUACAUCUCUGACCAGCUUGGAAGAUUCUUCUGAUGAUGAUAUCAAUGAUGAAGAGUUUUAUGAUGAUCAUUUGGAGGCUUAUUUCGAACAACUGGCAAUUCCAGGAAUGAUAUAUGAAGACCUAGAGGGACAGGAACCUCCAGAAAAAAGUUUUAAGUUACCUACAAGUGAUCCAUGUCAGGAAAAUGAAAACAAUGCUUUAACCUGUAAAUUUCAAUCAGAAAGUAACAGCUUUCUGAUUUCCCAUGGCUCACAUUCUUCAGAAAAUUCUGAAACAACCCACAAAGAGAGUGAGGAAGGCCAUGCUGUUUGUCAUUCUGGGAUCAGAUCUGGGAACAGUAGAACACAUGUAGAUGGUUCAUCACAAUUUCCUUCUAGUACCUGGAGAACUGAGAAAAAAAGGACAGAAAGUUUGAAGGGUAUUGUUCCAGAUCAGAGCAGGGAAAGCACAAGAGAAGGUGUUCUAAUGAAGACUCUUGUGGCUACCAAAGAGAAACUUAACCCUGUUCAUUCUCAAGAUGCAAGUGCUGAUGAUAACAGCAGUUUUGACCUGAAUGAUCCUGUAAAACAGGGUGCAGGGGCUCCUCAGCAAAGUAAGCAUUUGGUGUCGGACUCAGAAACAACUCUGCACGUGGAUGGGUGCUUAGACUCUGGGACUUCUGCAGCAUCUGCUCAAAAGCCUAUGGACAUGGUGUCUUUGAAGCCUGUUAGUAACGAUGGAAUUAAUUCCAAUGCUAUCCUCUGGUCACCAACUUGUGAUCGGCGAACCUGUGCAUUUUAUGAGUCUAUUGGAAAGAAUAAAGAUCAAACACAUCUCUCCCAGAGUGUGAUCUAUCAAAAUGAGGACGGUAAAUGGGUCACUGAUCUUGCCUAUUAUACAUCUUUUAAUAAUGAACAAAAUUUUAAUAUGUCUCUAAAUGAGAAGAUGAAUGAAGACUUCAAAUCUGGUUCUGAAGCAUUGGAUUUGAUUGCUCAAGAUGAAGAAGAAUUUAAUAAAGAACAUCAAUUUAUACAGGAAGAAAACAUAGAUGCUCAGAACACUUCUGUUGCACUAGGGGAUACAUCCUGGUUAGCUACAGUUAAUUACAAUCUGUUGAAGAAAUCAUUUAGCACAUCUGAUCUGAACAAAGAUGAUGCCAGUUAUUUACGACUAUCUUUAGGAGAGUUCUUUGCUCAAAGAUCUGAAGCUCUUGGUUGCCUUGAUGGUGGUAGCAAUGUGAAAAGACCAUCAUUUGGUUAUUUUAUUAGAUCACCGGAGAAGACAGAACCCAUUGCUUUAAUAAGAAAGUCUGACCUAUCAAGAAGUAAUAUGGAAAAAGAAAUGACUCAUCUUAACCGUGAUCCAUUUUCAGGAGAUUUAAAUGAACAGUCCGAAGCACAACUAAGUGAAGGAUCAGUUACACUUCAGGUUGAAGCACUGGAGAGUACUUCACAAAUGGAUGAAAAUGAUGUGACAUUAACUGCCAGUAAAAGCAAAACAGAGGACACUUUCUUCAGGAACAACAAACUCCAAACAAACGAUGAGAUGUCAACUAGUGGUAGUGAUUCUGUCCUUAGGAUAAGCACCAUUGCCUCAGCCAUUGCAGAUGCAUCAGUCAGUACCGACCCUUCCCAACUUGUUGCCAUGAUUAAGGCACUUACAAAUAAAAACAGAGACAAGGCUUUACAGGAAGAUGAUAAACGAGAGAUCUGUUCCAGUGUAUCCAAUUUCUCACCAAAUGAUUUAGAAAAAAGCAGUGCAUCUAAUGCAUUUGAUAUGGAGAAAUAUCUUACAAAAACAGAAGUCAAUAGACAAGUAGGUAGAUUGGAAAACCUUUCCAGAGCUGGUAUGUCUGGUAUCUGGGAUUUGUCUUUGCCAAAAGAACAAAGUAUUCAAGACAUGAACUUGGGAACUACUAAUGUAAGUGGAAGGGAACCAAGAGAAAAUACAGCAGCUGUUUUUUAUGGUGAAAAUGGAGACAGUGGGAACCAGGAAUCAGCUGGAGCAGUAAACUCUUCAAACUCAGUUCUUACAAAUGUAAGAGAGAACGAAGGUGCAGUAGUGGAUGUGAAGAUACACACUGUUGACAAGGUAUCAGGUGUUGGUGAUAGUGAGAAAGCUACCUCUGCUUCCACUCCAACAUCUCUUUCAUCAGUAAGGAAUCCCAGAAUAACAUCUGUUUGGCUGCUAGAAGGGCAUGAAGAAACGGAAGAUAAUGGAGAAUGCCAUAGACAAAGUGAACAUGUUAGUGAAACAAGCAACAGCGAAAAGCAUGUGACCUUUGGAAAACAUUCCGUAGUCUCACCCAAAGCUGUUGAUUUGAAAGAUGCCUCUCCUGAGCGAGGUGCACAUGGCUCAGAGGAAGACCAGGAGAGCUUCAGACCUUCUACAUCACCACUGAGUCACUCUUCUCCUAGUGAAGUUUCUGGAACCAGUUUAUCAGGGUAUGCCUUAGAGUCUUUUUGCUCUACAGCUCAACAGAAGCCUCCCUGUGAGAAUGAGCAGUCUCGGCUGGCCAGUUCACUUGCCAGUGUGAGCAGGCUGACUUACGUGUCUGAACCAGAGAGCACCUGUCCUACCACAGCCAUGGAAUAUGGCCCAGAGGACCGUAAGAGUGAUAUCACCAGUGAAUUGAGCACCACAAUUAUGCAAGCCAGUCCAGCUUCAUCAGAGGAACAAGCUAUGGAAAAGCUGAGAGAAAAAGUUCCAUUUCAAAAUAGAAGACAAGGAACAUUAUCAUAUAUUAUCCAGAGUACCUCUGAUAUGGAAAGAGUGACUGAACCUACUUCGAUGAGAAGCAACUCUGAAGAUGUAGAAACUAAUUUUAGAUCAAGUGAAGAUCCUUCUUCUAAAAGUGAAGAAAUAUUGGAGACCAGCGAGGUAGGUUUGACAUCAAACUUCAGUGAGUUGGACCCAAUCCAUCUGGCUCUGCUGAGCAAGUCAGAUCUCAGCCAUCAAGCCAGGUCAGCCACAGCACACCUCCCCGUGUCCUGCCGUGAGUCUGAGUCUGUGAGUGGAGGUCAGAGGAUCACUUCUGAAGAUAUGUCAACUGGCAGCAGUGAAUUCAGUGGCCAUAUUAAUUGCAGCACCUCUGGAAACCAGCACAUACCUCUUCCUGGCAUUCUGGUUCAUGGUUCUGCUGCUGAGAUGCAGAACAUGCCUGCUGUGCUGCCUACACUCUUGCCUCGACCUUCUUUUAGCACAGCUCCCUUUGCCCAGCAGUAUUUGGGGACUCUUCCUGUAGCUGGAAAUGUUGCUGUGCCUCAGUGCUAUGCUAGCAGCACCUCUGUCUGUGGAUUCGCGGGAUGCUAUCCCUAUCCUGCUGUCACAGGAGAACAUGUUCAGAACUCUGUGGCCCUGGGGAUUUGUCUAGGACCAAAUAACAGCUCUGGAUUGAUGGGUACCAGCUCCCUGGGUAACCCAUAUUCUAAUGCCGUACACCAGAACCUGCUAAACACAGCAAAACCCUUUCCUGCACAAACUGCUGCUGCAAAUUGUGGAACUGAACCAUGGGACUCAGGAAUAACAUCAGGAUUUGGGAAUGUCAGAGUGCCUGAGGAGCUGAAGUUCCCACAUGCGUGCUGUGUUGGUAUUGCUUCACAAACCCACCUUAGCCUACUCAACCCGACUGAGCGUUGGCUGCAAGUCAGCAUUGGGGUUCUCAGUGUUAGUGUUAAUGGUGAAAAGGUGGAUCUUUCAACAUAUCCAUGUUUGGUUUUCAAGAAUAAAGUCAUCAUAAGACCUCAUGCCACAGAAGAGAUAAAAGUGCUUUUUAUCCCUUCCAGUCCUGGGAUUUUCAGAUGCUUAUUCAGUAUUUCUUCUUGGCCAUUUUCGGCAGAUGCUGAAACAAUAGUGCAAGCAGAAGCCUUGGCAAGCAGAGUUGUGCUCACUGCUCUUGCUGAGGUCCCUGUUAUCGAGGUAGAAACAGAAAAAAAAGAUGUUCUUGAUUUUGGUGACUUGACUUAUGGAAGCUGGAAAGCUCUCCCGUUAAAACUGAUAAACCGGACGCACGCCUCUGUGCCAAUCAGACUGAUGAUUAAUGCUGAUGCAGUAGCCUGGCGCUGCUUCACGUUUUCGAAGGAGCCCAUCCAUGCUUCUGUGAAAGCUGCUCCUCGUGCUGAUGUGGUUUCUCAACUGGCAGCCCCUUCUGUAGUCAGUCACCUGAUUCCUGCCAGUUAUGAUGGACAGGAUCCAGAAUUUCUGAUAAUUUGGGUUCUUUUCCAUAGUCCAAAGAAACUAAUCGCUUCUUCAGAGAUUCUAGACUCAGCAGAAGAAUUCUUGGCAAGAAUUGAUAUAGAAGUUGACAGCCCAAACCCUACACCAGUUCUUCAAAGUGUUGCUCUCCGAGCAAGAGCAGGAGUAGCUAGGAUACAUGCUCCAAGGGAUUUACAGACUAUGCAUUUACUGUCCAGUGUGAAUUCCUCAACACACCAUCACUUACCUUUGAAAAAUGCUGGGAAUAUUGAAGUUUAUCUAGAUAUCAAGGUCUCAGUACCAGGAAGUCACUUUUCAGUGGAUCCAGAGAAUCUGUUCCUUAAACCUGGAGAAGAGCAUGAAGUUAAAGUUUCAUUUACUCCAAAGAACCCCAAAGGCCGUGAGGAGAGGGUCUUGACAAUAUUUGUGCAGCCGUUUGGACCUCAGUACGAAGUAGUGUUAAAAGGUGAAGUAAUUUCUUCAGAAAGUAAACCUCUGUCACCUGGAUCUUGCUUCUCAGAUAUUCCAUCGAUUUUGUCCAACAAGCAGUUUCUGACUUGGGGUGGUGUCCCUCUUGGUCGAACACAGCUUCAGAAACUAGCUUUAAGAAGUAGUUCUACAUCUACAACCCAACACUUUCGACUCCUUAUCAGAGGACAAGAUCAGGAUUGCUUUCAGCUUCAGAAUACUUUUGGUUCAGAAGAGCGAUUGACCAGUAACUGUGAGAUCAGAAUUCGCCCAAAAGAAGACAUUAUCGUCUCUGUAUUAUUUGCACCUACUCGAUUAUCUUGUAUGUUGGCUAAACUAGAAAUCAAGCAACUUGGAAGUCAGUCACAACCAGGCAUUAAGUUCAUGAUACCUUUGUCUGGAUAUGGAGGAACAAGUAAUCUUAUUUUGGAAGGUGUUAAAAAAUUAUCUGACAGUUACAUGGUAACAGUGAAUGGCUUAAUACCUGGAAAAGAAAGUAAAGUUGUUUUUUCUGUCCGUAACACUGGAUCUCGAGCAGCUUUUGUUAAAGCAGUAGGUUUUAAGGAUUCUCAGAAAAAAGUUGUGCUGGAUCCUAAAGUAUUGAGGAUUAUUCCAGAUAAAUUUGUACUCAAGGAAAGAACCCAAGAGGAUGUUACUUUAAUAUAUAAUCCAUCAGACAGAAAGAGCGAUCAUAAAAGUGCAACAGAACUAUCAACUAUAUACUUCUUUGGUGGAGAUGAGAUUUCCAGACAGCAGUAUCGAAGAGCCCUGUUGCAUAAACCAGGGAUUAUAAAACAGAUACUUCCAGAACAUAGUGUGCUACAAAGUAUUAAUUUUGCUGAAGCAUUUCAGGAUGAGCUGCUAGUAACUGAAGUAUAUGAUCUUCCCCAAAGGCCUAAUGACAUUCAACUCUUUUAUGGAAACAUGCGUAAAAUUAUACUUUCAGUAAUUGGUGAAUUCAGAGAGUCCGUUUCUAGCAGAGAAUUUCUUCAGCCUUCUUCCAAAGCUAGCAUGGAAUCUCAAAGUGAAUCAGGAGCUUGUGGAAAACACGGUGGCAAUGUGUCUUUGGACGUCUUACCUGUGAAAGGCCCUCAGGGUUCUCCAUUUCUCGCACAAGCUGUUCCCCUGCCUCAAGAUGCGUCAGCUUCUGAAGAGACAUGGACUGUUCAACCUGAACACCUGGUCUUGGUAGCUCCUUCUUCUUGUGAUGUAGCAACACCUGGACGUUUUCAGAUCAUAAAUAGUUCUGUUAGGUUACUGAAAUUUGAGCUAUACUGGCCAGCCCAUUGCCUGACAGUCACACCACAGCACGGAUUUAUUGCACCAGAGAGUAAGCUACAAAUUCUUGUGAGUCCUAAUUCGUCCUUAUCCACAAAACAGUCGAUGUUCCCAUGGAGUGGUUUGAUUUAUAUACACUGUGACGAUGGACAGAAGAAAAUUGUGAAAGUUCAAAUUCGAGAAGAUCUGGCUCAGGAAGAACUUCUGCCCCAUCUCACCUCCAGCACAUUUGGAAUUCUUACCUCUGCCUCAGAGCCUUCAGUCAGUCAUUUGGUAAAACCAAUGACAAAACCACCUUCCACCAAAGUUGAAAUAAGAAAUAAGACUAUUGCUUUUCCUGUAACAGAACCUGGUAAAACUUCAGAGAGCUGUCUGGAACUGGAGAACCAUGGUCCCACAGCCGUGAAGUGGCACCUAUCAUCCUUUGCUCCGCCUUACGUCAAGGGAGUUGAUGAAAGUGGCGAUGUGUUUAGAGCUACCUACACAGCAUUCAGAUGUUCUCCUGUCACUGGAACACUGGGAAGUUGUGGACUCCAAAAGGUCUCUGUCACGUUUUUGCCCAGGGAGAGAGGGCAUUAUGCCCAGUUUUGGGAUGUUGAAUGUCACCCUCAUAAAGAGCCUCAUAGGAAACACACGUUGAGAUUUCAACUCUGUGGACAAAGCAUCAGAGCAGAAAAUGAGUCUGAAAAUGCAUGCACUUCCUCAGAUGUUCUUGUUAAAAUAGACAAUGCGGCUACACCCCGAAGACGAGCUAUGUCGGAGGCUUCUGCUCUCAUACCUGGCAGGCAGCUUGAUUUGACCCACCGUGGAAUUUAUGCCCCAGAAGACAUGUACAGGUUUCUGCCAACUAAAGUUGGGGAAUCAAGGACAAUAAAAGUCAAUUUGAGAAAUAAUUCUUUUAUCACACACUCGCUGAAGUUUUUAAGUCCCAGAGAACCUUUCUACAUCAAACAUUCCAAAUAUUCUUUGAGAGCCCGACAUUAUAUUCACAUCCCUGUACACUUCAGACCAAAGUCGGUGGGCAAGUUUGAAGGUUUACUUGUUAUUCAAACUGAUGAAGGCAAGAGUGUUGCUAUUCGACUAAUUGCUGAAGCUCUUGAAAAAAAUUAGCUAGACUACAUUUUGUGUAAAGUAAAUUACGUAAGUUAUAUUUUGGUAACUUCAUUUUUCUACACUACAAUUAUGCUCUUGUACUUAUUUUGUAUGAUAAAUUGGCUAAGUAUAACUGUAGAUGUUUGGUUUUGAGAAGCUAAUACCAAAAACCUAAUAUAUCAUGUAAUUAGUAAAAUAUUAACUUUUACAGGAGAGAAGAGAGUUAUAUUUUUGCAUUGAUUAUGUUUUUCUAAUAUUGUAUAUAUUUUAAUGCAAUAUGUCCAGAAAUAAACUUAAUUUUCCACUGUACUUGUCUUUUUAUCUGAUGUCAUACAGAAGUUAGAAUAUCACCUUGUUCUGCCUUUUUCUUCAUUCUGCUAAUUGUCUUCAAGCUUCCAGGUCUGUUCUGUGAUUUUUCUCCUCCAUUACGGUUUCCUUUCCCCCAAGAAGUUCCUCCUCCUAGCUAAUCGCCUAAAGGUCAUCUUACUUAGUUGUUUUAAUGUUGCCAUUUGUCAUUAAAGCUAGACAGGCCUUCUGCUCCAGAAUCCAGUAUAGAAGGGUCCUCUGUUAGCAGGAACUUGAAGACACAGGUGAGGGGGGAGGGUGGUGGCCUGCAGCGGGGGUUGGGCUGUAGCGAGCCAUGAGUUGAAGACAGCCAGAUGAUUCCACACAGCAAGAGCCAUGGUGAGUGGUUACUUCUCUGACAUGACUUAAGAGUCAGGAUGUUUUUCUCACGUGAAGCAGCACAAUCCUAGGCUGUGAUGUUGUGUAGUGGCUUAUGGGGAUCACAUUUGGGUGUUCUGUUAAUGGAGUAGAAGACUUGAGGGGCUUGGGAAAAGCUGUCCUGAUGACAAAAACACAAUUACAUUUUAAAACCAGGGGCUCUGAGUCAGAAAAAAACCAAAUAUCUUCUUCCAUCUUUACCUCAUGUAUCCUUUGCCUAGAAAUCAAAUUGUAAAAGCAUUUUUCACUCAUUAAACAGGUGGUGCUUUUGCUGACAUCACCCAACUUCGGUGGUAGAUUUUGUACAUCACAUGUGCCGUGUAUUCAAGCUUGAAGGUGUAUUUACUUGACAACACUUAGCCUCAAAAAUGAUAGAGCGCUUUUCAAAAAUGUUUGCCAUUGUCUUUCAAUUCCUAAGGGUUGUGAUAUUUCUGUUUCUAUGUAACAAUUUCUUUGCCUUUGAAGUUAUACUUAAAAGGUCAAAAAAAAAAAAAAAAAAAAAAGAAAAGAAAA